Linum trigynum is the source of this 1226-nucleotide messenger RNA. NCBI's taxonomy places the organism in Eukaryota, Viridiplantae, Streptophyta, Magnoliopsida, Malpighiales, Linaceae. The record is from the annotation of a GenBank genome assembly.
CAUGAAUUCAACUGGUUAAAAUUUUAAUUAGCAGUUAGUUAUCCUCUGCGGGAAAUUAGACAGAAAGGGGAGAAAAGGGAAAAAGAAAAAACAUAGCCGCCGGAAGAAAACAGAUGGAGAACGCGCCGGCGAUUCUGAGAGAGUGGUUCGACCGAGUUGACUCGGAGAAAGCCGGGAGCAUCACUGCAACUCAGCUCAAGAGUGCUUUGGCGGUUGGCAACCUGGAAUUCCCUAUUUCUGUGGUUCAACAAAUGAUCAGGAUGUACGAUUUUGAUGGGAAUGGGACUAUGAGCUUUGAUGAAUUCGUUGCACUGAACAAGUUCCUCAUAAAGGUUCAACACGCCUUCUCAGACCUAGAGAGGAAUCGUGGGUACCUUGUUGCUGAUGAUGUAUACGAGGGAUUAGUAAAAGUUGGUUUCUCCCUCGACUCACCGUCUUUCUACACAGUGUGUGAGAGCUUUGAUAAGAAGAAGGAUGGAAAAUUCCGUCUGGACGACUUCAUUUCUCUCUGUAUCUUUGUACAGUCAGCUCGGAACCUUUUCAAUUCCUUCGAUACAGCUAAGCAAGGCAGAAUUAGUCUUGAUCUCAACCAGUUCAUCUACUGCACUGCCAAUUGUAGAAUAUGAAGGAGUUUACAUCAACUAUUGCUCCUUCCUCAACCAGUGAACACUUUGAGCUUGAUUCUUUACCCCACUUAUCUCUCUUGUGUAGUUUCUUUCCUGGGAAUUUGGUUAUGCUAAGCUCCAUUCAUGAGCAUUCUUGUUGAUGUAAUGUGUAAGCGAGCUUCUCACGAUAUCCUACUUCACGAAACAAGAUGAAAAAAUUGAUUUCAUGAAGUUGUCUUCCCUCAACCAUGAUGAACCAAAUGGACAUCUGAGAAGAACUAUACCUUACCAAAUGAGAUUCGUAUAAGAAACUAGGCUAAUGUCUGAAAUUUUCACAUCUCUCGUCGCAAAAGGCAUCAAUAUAAGCAAGGGUCUAAUGGUGGACAAUGGUUCACAAGCACUUGAUUGUAAGAUCAAGCUAUACUAUUUGAAUGUGUUUGUAAUUCAAUAUCGAUUCGUACUUUUCUCUCUCUUUAAGUGCUUCCCUAGAUGUGUUCUCUCUCAAGGGUCCUCUUUCUUAUGAAAAAAAGAUACAGGCACUAAUCAAUAAAGUUAGCAGAGUUGAGGGACUUGUAAGUAAAUUUCUUCAGAGAGUAAAAUAAAGAAAAUAGAGUUCCGAGG